CAAGUAUGAAGACAAGUGGGUAUCAAUGUGCUGAUAAUAGCUCGAUUAUGCAGCCGCUCGGGCAACAGUCUUCCAAGAAGAUAUGUUCAGCUCCGUCGUCCGGCCUCGUCCUUCCCAGCCUCCCACGCUAACAUACAGAAUCCAAUCCAGAUGCCUCGACCCUCGCGAGGUCUGGAUGCUCGCAAUGCCAGUUCUAACCAACCCACCGGCGAACGCCCUCGUAAUGCUGAUGCUGGUGCAAAUUCAACCCAGAAAGAGAGAAAGAGAAAAGACAAACGCCGCUCCUCGCCAAUAGGGAUUCCAUGGUACAGAUGGGUUCAUGUACAACAGGAACCCGUCAAAGA
Aspergillus neoniger CBS 115656 is the source of this 344-nucleotide messenger RNA. RefSeq lists its product as uncharacterized. NCBI's taxonomy places the organism in Eukaryota, Fungi, Ascomycota, Eurotiomycetes, Eurotiales, Aspergillaceae. The record is from RefSeq and is a predicted model, not a curated record. The coding region runs from base 83 to 295 and encodes 70 amino acids. The transcript has a single exon.